AUGGCUCAUUGUUGCCCCCUUCUGAUUAUUGUUUGUUACAGACAUGGGGAGAAGUGUUGAUUCUGCAGACCUGUUAGACUAGAGUUUCUGACUGAUAUGUUCUGUUGUUCUAUGUGCCAGCGGAGACAGAGCAUGCUCAGAGAGUCCCAGACAUGGACUCAGCCCAGCAGCUGAAACUGAGAGAGAGACAGCGCUUCUUUGAGGAGGUCUUUCAGCACGAUGUGGAUGUCUACCUGUCCUCGGCCCACCUGCAGAUUCAUGACUAUAAGAGACGUGAGUGCAGUCGGCAUCACACACAUGUAUGCACACAUGUACCCUAACCCUAAUCUUAGCUUCAUGUCCAUACCCCAGCUCAACCCUUACCCAAGCCAUUGCCCUAACCCUAGAUUCAACUCCACAACCCUCUCUCUCUCACUCACUCACUCACACACCGGUGUGAACGUUUCUGGGUUGUUCUUUUGCAUCCCUUUGAUAUUUUAAGUAGAAAUUGUGCACAAAUAUUGAAUUUUAAAAAGCCUGUAAUAUCAAAUAAAGUGCCCGUUAAUAUAGACCACAUGGAAAAUUCAAUAAAUCUGAUUUUUUAUAUGAAUAAAGACUUGCUUAAGUGCCAAAAUUCUGCAUUUUGACAUGCGUCCUCUGACUUCUAGGAAGAUUCUAACCCACUUAACCCCAACAUUUCUCCAGGUUUUCACCAUCAUAGUAAAGCCCUUGUUAUUUUGUUGCUUUGACAAAGUGAUUUCUGAAGAUUAUUAUUUAUUUCAUGAUAUUAGUGAUUCGUUUUAAGGUAAAAAAACUUUUCAUAGUCAAAUCAUAGUGUAAAAGCAGGUGAGCUUGUUCUACUCCUUUUGGCCAUUUUAUGGUGUUUUGUGGUGGAAAACUGAGAGGGUUGAGCAUAACACGUCAGCCCUGUUACCCAUAGAUAGAAGGCUAGAAAUGUUUUAACAAUAUACUUUUUUUCUGUUUCAAACAAUAAGCUUCCAUUUCACCUGUCACAAGGGUAUUUGGGGCUGAUUUAAGAUGAAGUCGUCUACUCUGUUACGGUCAACCCUGUAACUUUAUUUGGCACUUAUCAAAUCAAAUCAAUGUUAUUUGGCACAUGAGCUGAAUACAACAGGUACAACAGUGAAAUGCUUACUUACAAGCCCUUAACCAACAAUGCAGUUUUAAGAAAAAUAAGUGUUAAGUAAAACAUAGAUAAGUACCAAAAAAAAGACUACACAUAAAAAUAGAAAAAUAACAAAUAAUUAAAGAGCAGCAGUAAAAUAACAGUAGCGAGGCUAUAUACUCAGGGUACCGGUACAGAGUCAAUGUGUGGGGGCACAGGUUAGGAGAGUAGCAGCAGCGUAAAAAGGGGGGGGGGGCAAUGCAAACAGUCCAGGUAGCCAUUUGAUUAUCUGUUCAGGAGUCUUAUGGCUUGGGGGUAGAAGCUGUUAAGAAGCGUUUUGGAUCUAGACUUGGCGCUCCGGUACCGCUUGCUGUGCGGUAGCAGAGAGAACAGUCUAUGACUAGGGUGGCUGGAGUAUUUGGCAAUUUUUUGGGUCUUCCUCUGACACCGCCUGCUAUAGAGGUCCUAGAUGGCAGGAAGCUUGGCCCCAGUGAUGUACUGGGCCGUACGCACUACCCUCUGUAGUGCUUUGCGGUCGGAGGCCGAGCAGUUGCCAUACCAGGCGGUGAUGCAACCAGUCAGGAUGCUCUCGAUGGUGCAGCUGUAGAACAUUUUGAGGAUCUGAGGACCCAUGCCAAAUCCUUUCAGUCUCCUGAGGGCACUUACUAUAGUAUAUAAAAAAAUGUAACCUCUUGAGAUGGGGAAAAUGUUUUUCAUUAAGUGAAUAUGUGCUGUUUAUGACAGAAUGUUAAAAUUAGGUGAAAUAAAACAUUUCCUUACCACCAAGUUACACUACUCGAAAGGCACCGAAUUGGUGGAACGACCCUUCUAAAUGUUGCUAAACAUUUCCUUUGAGAAGUGAAGCUGACAUACAGUAAAUGCCUCUAAUUAACAAUAAUGUUUGUCUCUUGUGUUGUUGUUAGCUCCCAUUGGCAGCGUCUCGUCCAUGGAGGUGAACGUGGACAUGCUGGAGCAGAUGGACCUUAUGGACAUCUCUGACCAGGAGGCCCUGGAUGUCUUCCUCAGCUCUGGGGGGGAUGAGGGGGUGCUGGCCUCCCCUCUGCCAGGUAAAGGUGAGUGGAGGGGAAACUCCCAUCCUGAGGCCGUCCCGUGUUGAUAGAGUAGUAUUUAGCAGAGAGUCAAGGCUUUGUCCCUCCCCUAUACUAGCUGGCAACAUUAACUGCAAUACUGAGUGCAGCAAUGAGAAUCUGUGGCCUAACAUCCCUUUCAUUUCACCCACAGUAGUUCAUGGCAACAACAACAACAAUGAGGUCAUCAGCCAGGGACGCUCUCCCCACAACACUGACGGUUGUGUGGGGAAGUCCCGCAUGUCCUCCACCUCCUCCACUUCCUCCACCAACAGCCAGAACACCAAUGAGGACGGAAGGGAAACCCCUGUAGUCCAAUCAGAUGAUGAGGAUGUGAAUGUUGACACACUCUUGCUGAUGGGAUCACCCCCAGGGAAAGAUGAGGAGAAGGAUCGGCCCAUCUUCUCUUCAUAG
Molecule: messenger RNA, 2607 nt
Organism: Coregonus sp. 'balchen'
Lineage: Eukaryota; Metazoa; Chordata; Actinopteri; Salmoniformes; Salmonidae
Source: the annotation of a GenBank genome assembly